Messenger RNA from Phascolarctos cinereus (koala), 3022 nucleotides. It is a transcript of the gene ARMC10, whose product is annotated as armadillo repeat containing 10. Gene Ontology annotation, cellular component: mitochondrion. Lineage: Eukaryota; Metazoa; Chordata; Mammalia; Diprotodontia; Phascolarctidae. The record is from RefSeq and is a predicted model, not a curated record.
GCCCCUGCGCGCACGCGUACUAGCAACCCGCUCACACGUGUUCCCGCUGGGCUGCACGGUGCUGGAAGCCUUGGCUCUAGUCUCCGGGGAGCAGCCUCGCAGCCUGGGCAGUGCCUGGGGUCGAGGGGACAGCAUGGGCAGAGCCCAGGAGGCGGGCUGGGUAGCGGGCCUAGUGCUCGGGGCCGGCGCUUGUUACUGCGUUUACCGACUGGCUUGGGGGGAGAAAAAGAGCCGGAAGUCGGCGGCUGAGGGCGGAAGCCGCGGCUGCCCUGCGGAGCAGGGGAGGACGUCCCCCCAACGGGGGUCCAGCCCCUCCUCUCCUGCAGAGGAUGACUGUACCAAAUCAUCUAGUAUACUGGAUGCUCAACAUCUUAAAAAACUCAUUUGCUUGCUAGAGUCAACUGAGGAUCCUUUAAUUCGUGAAAGAGCUUUGAUUACACUGGGUAACAGUGCCGCUUUUUCAGUCAAUCAGGAUGUCAUUCGUAAUUUGGAUGGUCUCUUAGUUAUUGGAAACAUACUGAAAGAUCCCAACCCCAGAGUUAAAGAGAAGGCUUUAAAUGCACUAAAUAACUUAAGUAUGAAUAUUCAGAAUCAGAAGGAAAUUAAGGUGUACAUCAGCCAAAUCUGUGAGGAGACUAUCUCCUCUGCCUUGAAUUCAGAUGUACAGUUGGCUGGCCUGAGAUUGCUAACAAACAUGACGGUCACCAAUGACUAUCACCACUUACUUGCCAGUUCAGCUUCAGACUUCUUUGAUUUGUUAUCUGUGGGAAAUGAAAACACCAAGAUUCAGACUUUAAAAGUGCUUUUGAAUUUGUCGGCAAAUCCAUCCAUGACAAAAGAACUUCUCAGUGUGCAGGUGCCAUCAUCACUGAUUUCCCUCUUUGAUGGAAACACGGAGAAGGAAAUUCUUCUUCGUGUCCUUACACUCUUUGCAAAUUUAAAAAACAGUAUAAAGCAGAAAGAGAACGCAUUUGCCCAGCAUCAAUUUAAUAAGAGUUCUCUUUUCUCUUUCCUCAAUGGAGAAUCUACAGAGUGUACUGAGAAGCUGCUGUCCUUAAUAUAUCACCAUGAUGUCGAUGUGAAAGAGAAAGUUGCAGAAAUACUAACCCUACUUUGAUUGGCCUUGUGUUUAAAAACAAAACAAAACACCGCGACCACAAGGAAUAACUCCAUGUUGCAGUCUGUGAGCAAGACAAGUGGCUUUGACACUUUCAUCUUGUUCCCAUACUUCGGGACUUCAUCCCCCACAUCACAAUGGUGGCUAUAAAGCCUCGGGGCAGAAAGAGAAGAUUCAUGUAGGAAUGUUGUUCCUGUUGGCAAAAAUAAAACUAAGGUUCCGGUCAGCGGUUCGAUCAUAUAGUCUCUUUGCCAUUUACUGUAACUAAGAGGAAGAAGUAGAAUCUGUAAAGAUUUCUAGGAUUUCUUGUACCUUUGAGCAGUAAAAUAUAACCAGAAGGAUGGGAUCCGUCAAGAGUAUGCACUGAAGCAAGGAACCUGAAGAUACCUGGAACAUUCUUUGUGAUUUUCUGGUCUGGUGGUUGGUUGUUGUCCUUCAUUCUCAGAGAGGACCAAAAUGACAUCACCACAUUUAAGUCAAAUUACAGUAUCCAACUGUGGCUGCUUAGACCAACAUGAGCUCGGAAUGCUUUACCACAAAUAGUCCAUGUGAACAUUUGGAGUGGGUUCCAUAAUUUGUAUAUCUCGCAUUUCUUUUGAGCUUACUUCAAUUCUGAUUUGCCCAUAGAGGACAGCACCUUUUCUGAUGAGGGCAUGCCAUGCUGAACGGUCCUGUGCCAGUGUCUCCCAUGUCACACGGUCAGUUUCUAAGCUCUUAAGAGAGACCUUGAGAGUUUGGUCUAAGAUACUAAUGAAGCCCUUGAGGACUUUAGUCCUGGAGAGCUAAUUCAGAUUCAUCUGCUCUUGAUAGUGUGGCAUGAGUUCAUCACCCAAAGAGAAAUCUGUUAGGAUUUUGUACUUGAAUCCUUGAAAAGUUGAAAAAAUUGUUGUGGGCUAAAAUGUUCAAGUUUGUUAAAAUAUCCUUAAUUCAAAUUAAUUGAGAAUUUUCUGAUUACCUUUUAGUUAAAGUGAACACUACAGAACUUUUUGGGACUCUGGGAAUUUUGAUGUAUGAAAGCUACAGAGUAAUUUUUAAGAAAUGUAUCGGUGUUUAAAAUUAAAAUAGCUUUCAUAAAAUCAACAGAAUAAAGUCACUUUAACUAAUGUGCAAAAAUAAAUGUGACCAGUAAUCUGUGUAAUGGAAGUUUUAUUCUCAAAAUGAAUAAAAUCACCCCUUUGUGUAUAGUCCCUUCAGUAUUUUGCUGUAUUUUAGCCUAAGAAUCAUCUUGAAUCUAUAUCUAGCAUAGACCUGGAUUUCAGUAUCUUCCACCCAGGUAUCAGGAUUUGAAGUGAGACAAAUCACUUAACCUCUCUGAUAAGCCUCAUUUGCAGAAUAGGGAUAAAUUUGCUCCAAUUUCUGCAAGGUUAUUUCAAGAAUCAAAUCAAUUAAUAGAUAUGAAGAUACUUUAAAAGUGCUGUACUAAUACAUGGGACUUGAAAGAGCGCAGGUUGGAGUCAGAGGACCUGAGUGCCAUCCCUGCUCUGCCAUCUACUCCCUGUAUAGCCUUGGGCAAGUCACUCAGAGCCUCAGUUUCCUCAUCUGAAAAGCAGAGGAGUUGGAUCCCUUCCUGCUCCAUAUCUAGGAUCUUACAGUUGGACAGGAAAAUUGAGUUGGUUCAACUAACAGAGAGUCAUCUUAGUUUUGUCUGAUAAAUGAAAUGGAUUUUUCUAAGGAUGUACCAUGUGCUUUCAUUUUGGAGUAUGCUAUUUUAAUGAAUUGUAUUUUUUAAGCAAAGGACUCUAAAGUGAUUAUUAUUAUGUUAUUUUAAAGUUAGUAAAUAGUAUUUGUACUAUACGUAACUCACUUUUUGUCUUAUCGAAAGACAUUUUUGUUCAUUAAAGGUUAUUGUAAGGUAUGUUAAAUGACACUGGGAAAAUAUCAACCAAAUAAACUUUUAGUGGCUCA